Messenger RNA from Gadus macrocephalus (Pacific cod), 5134 nucleotides. It is a transcript of the gene rtn4rl1b, whose product is annotated as reticulon 4 receptor-like 1b. The record is from RefSeq and is a predicted model, not a curated record. Gene Ontology annotation, cellular component: plasma membrane. Gene Ontology annotation, molecular function: protein binding. NCBI's taxonomy places the organism in Eukaryota, Metazoa, Chordata, Actinopteri, Gadiformes, Gadidae. Bases 1277 to 2665 code for a protein of 462 amino acids. The transcript is spliced from 3 exons.
ACGGGAUGGGAUAAUACAGUCCACGUCCCCUCCCCGACAGCCAUAAAUGAUUCAAAUUACUGAAUAUAUAUAAUUAUAACAUGAUUUAACAACACUGAAAAAGGCACAGUUUUGUUCCGUCUGAUAGAAGCGUCACAAGAAAAUAAAAAAAGGUGAAUGAGCGAUCGCUGUCGCUCAACCCCAUAUCCCUUUUUUAUAUAAUCCCUCAUAAUUUCCAAUUUUGCAAUCGCAAUGCUGAAACAAUCCCCUGAUAAGGUGCAGGUAGCACCCGCGUUAUGCGAGGUACGGUCAACUAUUGAGGUUGUUUUGGUGCGGAUUUUUUAGAGAGUGUUUCCGUAUGAAAAGCAAAGCUCAAGUGGAGGAGAGGCAGAGCAUCCUCCUCCAUCCACAGAGUCUCCGGUGAACAGAGAGACAGGGAGGGAUGCAGACAGAUGGACCAGGUGCCUGCCGUGUAAACAGGCGCUGAUUCGGCACACUUUUCCUCCUGUGUGUGAACCCCCCACAUGCGCAUCCACUGACAUACGGAUCCGUAUGAAGAAGAUCCGAGAGACCUUUUUUGAGAUAAGAUGAUCAUCAUCAGAGACAUGUAACAAUGACAAGCAGAGGGAACUGCUAAGAAAAAAGGAUUCCAGGGCAGCGGAGCAGCGAGUCAAAGUCUGCGGUGUUAUAAAGAGGAUUUGAGGAUUUAUAAUCCAACAUCAGACGCGCGGAUGUAAAUCCAAAUAACUUAUGUUAAUUGAAGAUUUCAACGAAGGCGAUACGAUUUGUCGCUUCAUCCACUGGCGUGUUCCUCCGCUCAUCUGGAAGACGUCUACAUCGGCUCCUCUGGAAAUUAAAAGAACUGUAUUUUUUGGAGACUGCUAAUUUUUACGGAGACUUUCCAUUUGAACUGAUUGGAUCUCUUUCGCCUCUAAUAAGUAAGUGAUGGCUAUCACUGGAGACUCGACAGCCAUGCUCGACACAUAGUGUGGAGUUGUUUUGGGGCUGAUUUCAAUGCGCACUGACAGCUUUGGACUCGACUAACGUCUCGCAGACUUUGUGGAAAAGAAGACCUAUGCGUGUCGUUGAUGUAUGGUGAGCUCCGUUUUGGUUCCGUAUUUCGGAUAGGAUCGCCUGUCCAAGCCUGAGAGAGGAGUCCACCACACUGACAUUCCCCACCAAGACGACACCAGACGGCUUCUAAUCAAUUUCAACUUCCCAACUGAAGUUUGGGCCUGGAAUAUAUCAAUAGAUGAUUUUCGGAGGACCAGAGACCAGUUACAUCUAGUGCAGCAAAAUGUUCAAAAGGGGCUGUGGGCUGGAGUUCCUGCUGGUCCUUUGCGGCCUGGAGCUCUCGUGGGCCUGCCCUCGUCACUGCAUCUGCUACACGGCGCCGAGCACCGUCUCCUGCCAGGCGCACAACUUCCUGUCCGUGCCGGAGGGCAUCCCGGCCAACAGCGAGCGCAUCUUCCUGCAGAACAACAAGAUCCACCGGCUGCUGCGUGGCCACUUCAGCUCCACCACCGUCACCCUGUGGAUCUACUCCAACAACAUCUCCUACAUCGAUCCCUCCACGUUCCACGGCUUCACCCUGCUGGAGGAGCUGGACCUGGGGGACAACCGCCACCUGCGCUCCCUGGCCUCGGACACCUUCCACGGGCUGAGCCGGCUCAACGCACUGCACCUGUACAGGUGCGGCCUCAGCGCCCUGCCCAACAACAUCUUCCAAGGCCUGAGGAACCUGCAGUACCUCUACCUCCAGGAGAACCACCUCAAGUUCCUCCAGGACGACACCUUCAUGGACCUCCACAACCUGAGCCACCUCUUCCUGCACGGGAACCGUCUGUGGAGCCUGCACCAGAACACCUUCAGGGGCCUGCGGGCCCUGGACCGCCUGCUGCUGCACCAGAACCAGAUCCAGUGGGUGGACCGCCUGGCUUUCCACGACCUGCGCCGUCUCACCACCCUCUACCUGUUCAACAACUCCCUGGUGGAGCUGUCCGGGCAGUGCCUGGACACACUGCCCGCGCUGGAGUACCUGCGCCUCAACGACAACCCCUGGGCCUGCGACUGCAAGGCCCUGUCGCUGUGGGAGUGGCUGAAGCGCUUCAAGGGCUCCACCUCCACGGUGGGCUGCCAGGCGCCCGCCCCCAUGCUGGGCCGGGACCUCAAGCAGCUCAAGCAGGAGGACUUCCCCCACUGCUCCCCCACAGUGCCCAACUCCGAGUCCCGGGCCCAGAGCAAGACCAACAACCUGUCCGGCACGGUCAACCCGUCUAUGAACGGCGGGGUGGUGGCGGUGGCGGCGGCGGGGGGGCAGACCCGCAUCGUGCACCCCCCGCCGCCGCCGGCCGCCCGGCCCGGACGGUCCCGGAACUGCACCAAGCCCCGCAACCGGUCCGGCGGCAAGGGCAAGGGCGACAACGAGGUGCACUCCAAGGAGCUGAUGGCCGACAAGGAGGACUCGUCCCCGGACUUCGGCGACGGGGGGAAGUACGACCACACGUCCCCCGACGGCACCGUCACGCGGAGGAAGCACAAGUGCACUCCCCGGACCACGGUGCGCCCCCCUAGUGGGGUGCAGCAGGCCAACAACAGGGCGGCGCUGCUGCACCGCUCCUCGCUAUACCUUGGCCUUCUGUUGGGGGCCCUGGUGAUCUCAGACAUGGCGCACAUCCUGCGUUGACCAGUAGGGGGAGGCGAAAAAGCUCAUGGAUAGAAAAUCGCGAAACCCCCUCGAGCGGUGCACAUAGGCCCCAAGGCUCAUAUGUGUGUGUCCUAUUGUGUGCGUGUGUGUGUGUUUUGAUGUUGUUGUGCGUGUGUGUGUGUAUGAGUGUGUAUGUGUGUGGAUGUGUGUAUGUGUAUGUUUGUGUACAAACUGUGUGUAGGGAGCAUUACUUUUCAGAGUAUGAAACCUCCAAGCAUCCAACAUGUAAGCAGAGAGACUCGUAGUACUUUUCGAGGGGCUACGAUCCGUGGGAAAAAGGGGGGAAGGGAAGAGGAGGAGAAAUGCAGCACAAGCUUGCACUGCCAUUAUAAUUAAACCUAAAAUUGUCUGUGUUUCUCAUUUUUUCCUUUAAAGCUAAGUCUUUCACUCAAACAAAGUUUCAAAGAUGAUCCUUGGAGACCAGAUGAAUGGAUUGACCAUUUUCCCCAUGAGAUGGGGAUGGAGAGAGAGUGUGUGUGUGUGUGUGUGUGUGUGUGUGUGUGUGUGUGUGUGUGUGUGUGUGUGUGUGUGUGUGUGUGUGUGUGUGUGUGUGUGUGUGUGUGUGUGUGUCUGUGUGUGUAUACAUGCAGGUGUGCUUGUGAGAGAGAGAGAGAGAGAGAGAGAGAGAGAGAGAGAGAGAGAGAGAGAGAGAGAGAGAGAGAGAGAGAGAGAGAGAGAGAGAGAGAGAGAGAGAGAGAGAGAGAGAGAGAGAGAGACGGUUAGAGAGAAACUAAGAGGAGGCAUUGCUGAGGACAGAGAGAAAACAGUUAUGUGAUGAAAAAAAUAUAAUGAAAUGUGCUAGUUAGCAACGUCAAGGAUACGCUCACGUUGUUCAAAGUGUCCAAUGGAGUUCAAGUUGCCAGGUCACAGCUCGUUAAGGAUGACAACACAGGGAAACAAGGAGCCUCCUUUCCUUGCUUUCCAAGUCAUCUUGCCAAACGUAUUUCUAUGUUGCUUCUUAAUCCCAUUCUUUGCUCACCAGCGGGGUUCACUUAAACAGGACGAAGGAAGGCAUCCAACACAUCCUCAUUCAGUAUCAAAACGAUGAAUGUGGUGUUGAACACGUCUGCGCAGCACGGAUCUAGCCAUGGCUCUGGAUGGGCGUGAACAUAAGCCCAGCCCGUUGAACCCGGACUCUGUAGGGUACGGUAGUGAAACUCUUCUGUUGCUGUCGGUGUACAAUGCCAGCUUUGUUCCCUGUGGUACCGUGAGAUUCCAUACCCGCGUACUUACACUAUUUUCCCCCAGUGAGCAUAGCAUUUCUAUGUCCAUCGUACCGAACGCUGUUCCCUUCUGUGCAACUGAAUACUAAGCUGUAAGCGUUAGCUCCUGGUUAGCCUGCUAUCUGCGAUCUGAUUUGCUCUGUUUCUUACCUUUUUUGGGGGGUUUAUUUGCUUGGAAAUCUGCGUCUGGCGAGGCUUCGACAGUUUGUCUAUAUCGUUGUAUCAAUUGUUCAUCGGAUAUUGUUUUUCAAAAGAUAUAUAUAAAAAAAAACAAGGACCUAGAGAUGCACCCCCGCCGAAACCCCUGCCUCAGGACAAAUGGAGGAGGGGGGGGGGGGGGGGGGGGGCGGAGCCUUAGGGGUCAGGGGUCAAAUUGAAUUUUUUUCCCAGGGCACUUGUGAGCUGAUCCUGGCAGUGUGUGGGCAUUCCCUCCUCAUUGACAAUUACGGACAUUUUGUUUUUUUUAUAUAAAAGUCACCAAAAGUCAAGGAAUAAAAAAAAAAAUACUUAAAAAAAAAAAAAUAAUCAUGUACCUUAAAUAACUUCUGUGAUUAAUAAAUUAUUCAACGAGAAAAAAGCAGCAACAUGACAUUACGGACAGCUUGGAGGAGCAGAUGUUUUCAGAAAGGAACUGCGAUCUCGUUCGCUGUCGCCAUGGACACAGAUGAAGAGAAUCAGCGGGAUUGGUCACAGCGGACGGACGGACAGACUUACUUCUUGUCUCCCAACAGGAAGUGGCACCCACAGGAGCACUUCCUGCCGUUCCAAAGUUUUUGAGCCUGUCUCCAAUCCAAUAACGAGAUGGUGUUUGUUACGAUGGUAGUGUGAACUGUAAAAACAUUAAAAACAGUGGACUCACUGCAGUGCGGAUAUUAAUCACUUACUGUAUUAUAAUGAGAAAAAACAAUAUUGCUGAUUUGGAUGAUAACAGGGUUUUGUACUCCUACUUUCAGGGGGGAGGAGUCUUUGUUCAUACUGAUUUGUUUGCACAAUUUCCGUUUUUUUUUUCCUUACAUUUUUUUUUUGUCUAAUUGUUCUAUUUACAUAAAACCUGAUUUGUGAAACAAUGCACAAUCCGGUCCAAACCGCCCCUGCUUCCCCUGUCACUCGCCCAUCCGACCUCUACCCUCUCCCCGCCAACGUCCAACGGUUCACUCGUUAUCAUCAAAGAGCAACAGUACAAAAUGUUUAUAAAGAUAUUAAAGUCUAUAUCUUCUUAUGUUGA